Molecule: messenger RNA, 2460 nt
Organism: Oenanthe melanoleuca
Lineage: Eukaryota; Metazoa; Chordata; Aves; Passeriformes; Muscicapidae
Gene: EFNB3
Product: ephrin B3
Exons: 5
Coding region: 1154-1933 (259 amino acids)
Biological process (GO): ephrin receptor signaling pathway; axon guidance
Cellular component (GO): plasma membrane
Molecular function (GO): ephrin receptor binding
Source: RefSeq, a predicted model, not a curated record
AGGAAACUAAGUGUCACCUCCGUGGGGACACCAAGACUGGCAACUGUGACCUGCCUGGGGACACCUGGACUGGUGAUUGUCACCCCCAUGGGGACACCGAUUGUCACCUCCAUGAGGAUGGCAGGACCAGCGAUUUUCAUCUCUUUGGGGACACUGAUUGUCACCUCCCUGGGGACACCGAUUGUCACCUCCCUUGAGGACCUCGAGUGUCACCUCCCUGGGGACACUGGGACUGGUGAUUGUCACCUCCUUGGGGACAACAGCCAGGACACCCCCAGGGACUCCAUGACCAUGUGUCACCUGUCUGGGGACACCCUCAGGGACACCGGGAGCAGCCACCCCAGGGACAGUGACUGUCACCCUUGGGGGACACAAAUGUCACCCCAGCUCCCGGUUGUACUAAAGACAUUGUGACUGUCACCCUCUGUCACCCGUGUGGGCUGUCCCAGAGGGAGGCGUGGCCAGGGCUGCCCCUCCCCCUGCACCCCAAAAUCUGCCCCACCCCCUCAGGGGUCCCCACGCUCCAAUUCGCGCGUUGCCCCUUUAAGAGCCCCCCCCACCUCCCCAAAGGGGGCGGGGUCUGUUCCUAAGCAGCUUCACUGUCACCAUGGCAACGGGGAGGGUGUGAUGUCACCAUGGGGGUUGUGUGGCGCUGCUGGCCACGCCCACCGCACGGGCAGCCCUGGGUGGGUGUGGCCAAGCUACCUUUUGACCACGCCCCUUUCUAAAUUGCCACGCCCCUUUGUAAUAACUGUGCUUAACUGCUAAUCCAUGCUAAUUAACCCUAAGCCACGCCCCCAGACAAGCCACACCCACCUCCCAUGGACAAGCCACGCCCUAUGACCACACCCAGCUGAGACCACGCCCCUUUAAUAACCCAGCUGAGACCACGCCCCCUUAUUAUGGAGUCACACCUGCGGCCCCACCCCUGCUCCAAACCCCGCCUUCUGAGCAUAAACCACGCCCCCAGAUAGCCACGCCCCCUCCUAAAGCCCCGCCCCCGCAGCCGGCGCGGUCGCAGCCGGGGCGGCCCCGCGGGGACCCGGGUUCGAGUCCGGGCCGGGCCGGGGUCGGGGCCGGGGGUCCUGGCGGGGGUCGCAGCCCCCUCCCGAGGCGGGGCCGGGCCCGGAGCCCCCUCCCGAGGCGGGGGGCGAUGGCGGGGCGAGCGGCGGCGCUGCUGGUGGCCGUGCUGGGCGCGGGGGCCGCGGGGCUGAGCCUGGAGCCGGUGGUUUGGCACACGGGGAACCGGCGGUUCCUGGCGGACGGCGGCUACGUGCUGUACCCUCAGAUCGGCGACCGGCUGGACCUGGUGUGCCCGGGGGGCGCGGGGGGGGCGCAGUACGAGUACUACAAGCUGUACCUGGUGGGGGGGGCGCAGGCGCGGCGCUGCCAGGUGCCCCCCGCCCCCACCCUGCUGCUCACCUGCGACCGCCCCCAGCGCGACGUGCGCUUCACCAUCAAGUUCCAGGAGUUCAGCCCCAACCUCUGGGGACACGAGUUCCGCCGCCAGCACGACUAUUACAUCAUCACCACCUCGGACGGGACCCCCGAGGGGCUGGAGAACCGCCAGGGCGGGGCCUGCCUGACCCGGGCCAUGCGCGUCACCCUGCGCGUGGGACAGCGCCCCGGGGCGGAGCCGCUGCCGGACCAGGACGGGACAGGUUCAGCCAAUCAGACGAGCCCGCCCGGGCCGGGCCCUCCCCCCUCGCGCGGGGGGGCGGUGCUGGGGGGCGCGGGGGGAGGGGCGGCGCUGCUGGCGCUGGUGGGGGCGGGGGGGGCCCUGUGGUGGCGGCGCCGCCCCCGGAGACCCCCAAAAACCCCACGGGGCGGGGGAGGGGCCGGGGCGCGGCCCCGCCCACACGGCCCCGCCCACCCCCUGCGCGAGCUGCCCCUCCCCCCCACCGCCCCUCCCCCCGCCUAUUACAAGGUAUGAGAUGGGGGGAGGGGCAGGACCCCAAAACAGGGGAGACCCCCCCAAAAAAGAUGGAAGGACACGCCCCGCCCUGAAGCUCCGCCCCCUUGGGGCAAAGAGGAAUGAAGGACCCAAAAAAGGAAGAAUUUGCCCCAGAAUGCGGCCGCAGGCGGGAAGGGGGAGGACCCCGGAUGCCGGUGGGCGGGGCUGAGCCGGGAGGCGUGGCCUGAACGGGGCGGGGUCGCUAAAAGGGCGUGGCCUAUCCAUAUAUGGUGCUGUCUGUGGGGCGUGGUUUACCAAAUAUGGGCGUGGCUUCACCUGGGGGAGGCGGAGCUUGUGCAGCUUUGAGGCGUCACCCCCGGAAAGGGGCGGGGCUUGUUCCUGCCGCCCCCAUUGGCCACGCUAAAAGCCCCGCCCACCGGAAGUGGCGGCAAAGGGGGCGGGGCUUUCCCCGCCCACCAACAUGGCCGCCGCCAAAGCGGAUGAACCGGAAGUGGCGUCAAAGUGAUGGAGGGCCGGGUUUCCUUUGUGACGUCACGCGUGGGGGC